AUAUAUAUGACUUGAUUCUAGCCCUUUCUACAUCCCAAAUAAAUUAGUAGCAACCAAAAAAAAAAAAAAAUUUAUUAAUACACAAGAAUUCAUCUAUGGCAUCAAUGCUAAGCUCCGGCACUGUCCUUAGACCAACCCCAUUCCUAGGGCAAGGCAAAGGAUCCAACGGUAACGCGCUUAGAGAUGUCGUUCCUAUGGGAACCGGCAAAUUUACCAUGGGAAAUGAACUUUGGUAUGGACCAGACAGAGUAAAAUACUUGGGACCAUUUUCAGCACAAACACCUUCUUACUUAACUGGAGAGUUUCCUGGUGAUUAUGGUUGGGACACUGCUGGUCUCUCUGCUGAUCCUGAGGCUUUUGCCCGAAACAGGGCUCUUGAGGUCAUCCACGGACGUUGGGCUAUGCUUGGAGCACUAGGCUGCAUUACCCCUGAAGUCCUAGAGAAAUGGGUUAAAGUGGACUUCAAGGAGCCAGUUUGGUUCAAGGCUGGUGCCCAAAUUUUCUCUGAAGGUGGGCUUGACUACUUGGGCAACCCAAACCUAGUCCAUGCUCAAAGCAUUCUAGCCGUGCUCGGGUUCCAAGUACUCCUUAUGGGUCUUGUUGAAGGGUUCCGCAUUAAUGGGCUAGACGGAGUUGGGGAGGGCAAUGACCUAUACCCAGGUGGCCAAUAUUUUGAUCCAUUGGGCCUAGCUGAUGACCCGGUUACCUUUGCCGAGCUGAAGGUGAAGGAGAUCAAGAAUGGAAGGCUAGCUAUGUUCUCCAUGUUUGGAUUCUUUGUGCAGGCCAUUGUCACCGGAAAAGGUCCCUUGGAGAACCUUUUGGAUCACCUUGACAACCCUGUGGCAAACAAUGCCUGGGUAUAUGCCACCAAGUUUGUCCCCGGAUCAUAAGUUAGUUUGUAUAUGAUCGUUAGAUAUAUGGUGUUAAGAAGAGCUCAAAUGUCUUAACAUAAGAACAAUCUUUAGUGCACAUAUGGGGUUUAUUUAUGUUCAAUCUAGAGUUUAAACACUGAAACAAAUUUAAGUGCUAAGAAGAAUGCCAAUCCUUCUAUUACCUAAGAUGACUUCAUUAAUUGAGUACACUUUCUUGUACCUUCUCCACUCCAAAUAAUAGGUCACACGUCUAUCUGAGCUAGCCGAAAAUAAUAGGCCACUUUCUAUU
Molecule: messenger RNA, 1161 nt
Organism: Chenopodium quinoa (quinoa)
Lineage: Eukaryota; Viridiplantae; Streptophyta; Magnoliopsida; Caryophyllales; Amaranthaceae
Product: chlorophyll a-b binding protein 3, chloroplastic
Exons: 3
Coding region: 96-890 (264 amino acids)
Biological process (GO): photosynthesis, light harvesting in photosystem I; response to light stimulus
Cellular component (GO): plastoglobule; chloroplast envelope; chloroplast thylakoid membrane
Source: RefSeq, a predicted model, not a curated record